This is a messenger RNA of Haemonchus placei, 1428 nucleotides long. The record is from the annotation of a GenBank genome assembly. NCBI's taxonomy places the organism in Eukaryota, Metazoa, Nematoda, Chromadorea, Rhabditida, Trichostrongylidae.
AUGGCUGGAAAAGUUCAUACACCGCUAGUUCCUGUGCAGAGGGUCUCCUACCCUGGGAAAAAUUUCCUGAAGGACGCGGUCUCGGUAGCGGAUUCGGAGGUUUAUGAGAUCAUGAAGAAGGAGAAAAUGCGUCAACGACGUGGUCUCGAGCUGAUUGCUUCUGAGAACUUCACCACCAAGGCUGUGAUGGAUGCUCUUGGCUCCUGUAUGACCAACAAGUACUCCGAAGGCUACCCAGGUGCCAGGUACUACGGUGGCAACGAAUACAUUGACCAGAUGGAGCUGUUAUGUCAGAAGAGAGCUCUCGAAGUGUAUGGUUUGGAUCCUGAGCUAUGGGGUGUGAACGUGCAAUCGCUUUCUGGAUCUCCAGCCAAUUUCGCCGUCUACACAGCUAUUGUCGAACCCAAUGGCCGCAUCAUGGGCCUUGACCUGCCGGAUGGUGGUCAUCUCUCCCAUGGAUUCUUCACUCCCACUAGGAAGGUGUCAGCAACUUCGAUCUUUUUCCAGUCCAUGCCCUAUAAGCUGGAUCCUAAGACUGGUCUGAUUGAUUAUGAUCGCAUGGAGGAGAACGCUAUGCUCUUCAGACCUAAGAUUCUGGUCGCAGGGGUGUCCUGCUAUGCUCGUCACCUGGACUAUGCACGAUUCCGAAAAAUCGCUGACAAGUGUGGAGCAUACUUGAUGGCAGACAUGGCCCACAUUUCCGGAUUGGUCGCUGCUGGCGUGGUUCCGUCGCCAUUCGAAUACGCCGACAUCGUCACCACCACUACCCACAAGUCGCUUCGUGGACCUCGUGGAGCGCUGAUCUUCUUCCGUAAAGGGGUUCGCUCAACGAAUGCGAAAGGGGAGAAGACUAUGUAUGAUCUUGGCGAAAAGAUUGCUGCCGCCGUCUUCCCAGGUCUUCAGGGUGGACCUCAUAAUCAUACCAUCACAGCAAUUGCUGUUGCGCUCAAGCAGUGUCUGAGCAAGGAGUUUGUGGACUACGCAAAACAGAUAUUGGCAAAUUCUCAUGCUCUGGCCGAUAAACUCGUCUCGUUAGGUUACUCGUUGGCUACAGGUAACUCGCUUUCUUCCACAAUUGGAAUCGAAGGUGCUAAGGCCGAGAAGGUGCUGGAUCUGGCUCACAUCACUUGUAACAAGAACACAUGCCCCGGUGACGUUUCUGCUCUCCGACCGGGAGGCAUUCGUCUGGGAGCUCCCGCACUCACUACUCGUGGUUUGAAGGAGAAGGACUUUGAACAAGUCGCCCUGUUCAUUCACGAAGGUCUCGAAAUUCUACAGCGAUAUAAGGGGCAGUAUGGGAAGACAUUGAAGGAGUUCAAUACAUUUGUCGAGACUAACGAGAGCUUUUUGAAAGACGUAGGAGAACUUGCUCAGAAAGUCGAAGAGUUUUCGAUGAAAUUCGAAAUGCCUGGAAAUGAAGAGUUUUAA